This is a messenger RNA of Oryzias latipes (Japanese medaka), 1622 nucleotides long. RefSeq names its product G-rich RNA sequence binding factor 1 (gene grsf1). NCBI's taxonomy places the organism in Eukaryota, Metazoa, Chordata, Actinopteri, Beloniformes, Adrianichthyidae. The record is from RefSeq and is a predicted model, not a curated record. Gene Ontology annotation, molecular function: RNA binding.
GUGACCGUGAAACUGUCGUGCCCCGUCCUUGACUGUCACGGGCCCACGUGAGUGCGUGAAGCCGCUCUCAUAGGAAACGCGGCCGGCUGUUGCGACCCUCCGGUUCCGUGUCCGGUAAUGAUGUCCGGUAAAUCGUUGUUGCUGCUACAGCGCAGCCUCGCGGGGGCAAAACGGCUCCCAGCGUGUUUCAGAAGCGGCGGCGGCGUGCCGCCGGUCCGAACCCUGGCGUCCCGGGCCGUGUGUCUGCGGGCGCUGCGCCCGCUUCUGCCCGCCGGGACGCGCUGGCAGCCCCGCUUCUUCUCCAACAAGGGAGGGGACCAGGAGGCGUACCCGCCGCUGCCGGCCUAUGACCAGCAGGAGAGCAGGGAGGUGUUCAUCGUGCAGGUGAGAGGCCUGCCCUGGUCCUGCACGGUCCACGAACUCCUGCACUUCUUCUCAGACUGCAGGAUCCGCGACGGGGAGAGGGGCGUCCACCUGACCUUGGACCGGCUGGGGAGGCCGUCGGGCCGGGCCUUCAUCGAGAUGGAGCACGAGGAGGACGUGAGCAAAGCUCUGGAGAAGCACCGGCAGUACCUGGGUCCGCGGUACGUGGAAGUGUCCGAGGUGACCAACAGCGACGCCGAGACCAUCCUGCAGCAUGUGGCCCCGCCCGCCGCCGAGGACGGCGUGGUCAUGCUCAGAGGACUCCCCUUCUCCUGCACCCAGGACGACAUCCUCCUCUUCUUCUCAGGGCUGGACGUCGUGGAGAACGGGAUCACCAUGGUGACGGACGGCAGAGGAAGGAACUCGGGCGAAGCCUUCGUGCAGUUUACGAGUCAGGAAGUGGCGGGAAAAGCUUUGCAGAAACACAGAGAGCUGAUGGGACACAGAUACGUGGAAGUGUUUCCCAGCAGAAGCAGUGAGAUCCGCUCCACCUGGAAGAGGAGGAGUUCACUUCCCCCUCAGAGCGCCUCCCCACCCGCCGGCAGGCCGGCGUCUGCGCCGCACAGAGCCGUUUCUCCUCAGAGCUCGGAGGCCAACAGCCACUUCAUCCACAUGAGAGGGCUGCCCUUCCAGGCUUCAGGGGAGGACAUCGUCAAGUUCUUCUCUCCGUACGUCGUGUCAAAGAUCAUGAUUGAGUGCAGGCCGGACGGUCGGACGAGCGGCGAGGCCGACGUUUACUUCAGCUGCCACAGGGACGCCGUGGCGGCCAUGUCCAGGGACCGCACCAACAUGGGUCAUCGGUACAUCGAGUUAUUCCUGAACUCUGCACCCGACUCGGACCAAUGCUGACAAACUGCACAAAACUACAGACAAACAUCCCAUCGUCCCCUCCAUUAUUUUACCUCUGUUAGAAAUGUUCCAACAUGCAGAACAUGCAAAGAACAUGUGCAGGACAUGUACGGACUGUCCUCUUAACAGUAAAAUGAAAUCACACCAAGCUGAGGUCUGUAUUUGAAUCCCUCUGCAGUUCCAAAGGAGGACACUAGGCGGCGAAAGUGGACAUUUCACUUCAGAGAAGGCCCUAAAGAAGAAGAAACUCGCUAAUGUUAGCAUUAGCAUGCUACAUUUUAAAGGAGAAGUUUGUGAUUUACGGUAUGUUACAUCGAUAUUUCAUUAAAGAAAACUAAAAUAUUUAUUGA